UUCCACAGCAGCUGAUGCUAAUGGACCCGGUCAGGCUUCUUAUCUCCUCUUCCCUUGGCUGAUUCAUGAUGCCUUCAGGCGCAGGGGGGGCUCAGUGUGCUCAUUUUGGAUGGCAAUUAUGCGAGAGUGGCGGUGAUCAUUUGGCGGUAUCUCUGUCCGGUGAAAGAGAGCAAGAAAAUUGCGUUGAGUAUCAAGUGUUAUCAGUGAUAAUGCUGCAUGUCUGACAGAGGAUAGAGACUGCUUCUGUUACUCGAUAGCAACUCGAAACCUGCCAGAGAGAUGGAGAGUGGUGGGGAAAAUCAAGCUUGACUUGCAGAGAUUUGUGACUCCCGAGCUGGAAAAGUUCCUGCAGAGUUUGUAGGAAUAGCAGCACAAAGCUAAGUGUUUAGAAAGUUGCAAUUUUGACUUCACCAGGGGAAAUAACGCCUUUAACACCGAGCCUAGGGGUCCCAUAAGAAGAGGAAGGAUAUGGGGCAAAUAUACACACCAGAAUUGAAUGGACUUGGGCUUUUUAUUUAUUUAUGAGAGGAAGACAAACAAUGCUAAUCCGGACGAGGAAAUACAGCUCCCUCGUGUUUGAAGUGGGCUCGUUGUCAGGCGAGCAGCUGCUGACAUCAUGUGAACAGACAGAGCCCAGACCACAGCCGGCGGGGGCUGGGAAGACGGCGAGCGAGAGGGCAAAGAGCUGAGAUACUCAGUGUGAUGAUGCCUUCACUGUCUAACACGUCGAUGGCACUGCAGACGGGACGGGGUUUUGGGAUUUGGAACCAGUUUGUGUCUUGAUUGUGUGACACUCAGGAGAUGAAGCAGCUUUGUUGACUUUGGUGUAAUGAGAGCGCUGGUCAUGGACAGAUGAUGGACGUGGAGACGUCGUACUCGGACUUCAUCAACUGUGAUCGCACCGGCCGCAGGAACGCAGUGCCCGACAUCGGUGGCGAGGGAGAGGGAGAGGGAGGGGCCAGCACCAGUGAGCUCACCAAAGACCUGGCAGAGAUGGACCUGAAGGCCGCAGGAGGAGACCCGGGGGCCUCCCCAGCUCCAGAGGCCGAGGGCUCCACCAGCCAAGACGCCCAGGGAGGCGGAGGCCCUUCUUAAACUUAAGGCUGCAGAGGGAGGGGGGGGAAUGGGGGG
Labrus mixtus (cuckoo wrasse) is the source of this 1131-nucleotide messenger RNA. RefSeq names its product protein kinase (cAMP-dependent, catalytic) inhibitor gamma (gene pkig). Gene Ontology annotation, cellular component: nucleus; cytoplasm. The transcript is spliced from 3 exons. NCBI's taxonomy places the organism in Eukaryota, Metazoa, Chordata, Actinopteri, Labriformes, Labridae. The coding region runs from base 853 to 1095 and encodes 80 amino acids. Gene Ontology annotation, biological process: negative regulation of cAMP-dependent protein kinase activity. Gene Ontology annotation, molecular function: cAMP-dependent protein kinase inhibitor activity. The record is from RefSeq and is a predicted model, not a curated record.